AUGAAGUCCAUCUUCGUCCUCGCCGCUACCUUUGCCACCUUUGGCCUUGUCCAAGCCCAAUUCAGCAGCCUCCCCGAGUGCGCAAUUGUCUGCACGGACGACGCCGCCGUCGCUGUCGGAUGCUCCGCCGGUGACGAGAGCUGCGCCUGCGCAACCGACACCUUCUUGAACGACGCCAUCAACUGCGUCUACUCGGACUGCCCGAUGCCAGAUCGUCAAGGUUCCCAGAUCACCCUCAGGAACACCUGCGCUAACGCUCCUCCCCCGGCCGCGUCGCCCUCCGCCAGCGGCUCCUCGAGUGCAGGCAGCGCCCCUACGAGUUCCUCUUCCUCCGGUGAUUCCUCGGCCUCUGACACCCCCUCCACUACCCCCACAGAAGAAUCCGCGGAUACCCCCGACGACGCCUCGCCCACCCCCGCUCCGGCACCCCCUGGCGGCACCCAGACCUCCCCCGGCGCCGCCCUCCAAGGUGAUGACGACGACUCGACCUCCACCCGCAUGACCCGCAGCUUCUCCUCGGCUAGCCGCGCCAGCACGACUGUCGUGGUCCAGACUAUUGGUGCGGGCGAGGACGAGACUGGGUUGUUGGGUGCUGCGGGCGCUGUUGGCGUUAGCAAAGUCGGAUACUUUGCGGCUGUUGUUGCUGGUGUUGUCGGUGCUGGAUUCCUCAUCUAA
Coprinopsis cinerea okayama7#130 is the source of this 675-nucleotide messenger RNA. RefSeq lists its product as hypothetical. NCBI's taxonomy places the organism in Eukaryota, Fungi, Basidiomycota, Agaricomycetes, Agaricales, Psathyrellaceae. The transcript is spliced from 3 exons. Bases 1 to 675 code for a protein of 224 amino acids. The record is from RefSeq and is a predicted model, not a curated record.